Molecule: messenger RNA, 852 nt
Organism: Yamadazyma tenuis ATCC 10573
Lineage: Eukaryota; Fungi; Ascomycota; Pichiomycetes; Serinales; Debaryomycetaceae
Biological process (GO): ribosomal small subunit assembly; rRNA processing
Cellular component (GO): UTP-C complex; CURI complex
Source: RefSeq, a predicted model, not a curated record
AUGGUAACUGAGAUCAAAGGGUUUAAAGUCUUGCCGUUAAAGAUUCCCAACAGCAGUGUCGAGAGCUAUAUAUUCUUCAAGAAACAUGAGGUGAAACUUGCUGGUGAUUCCGAGUCCAGGUCAAUUUUCUUUUGUAAUCUUCCUAUUGCAUCCACCACAAAGGUGCUAAAGAAGUUUUUCCAAAAUAUAGCUAUUGGGGCCACCAUGGAGUCAUUUACCGCCAGUUACUUGACAGAUUCGGCAGAAGAUGUUUUCCUUGACUUAUCCAAACUCACGUCUGAUCUUGACAUUCCGUCUGAAGUCGAUGAAUCAAGUGCAAAAUUGCCCAAGAACUGUGGGAUUGUCACUUUUAUAGACAAGUCAGCAUUCCAAUUGGCCAUGAACAAAUUGAAACUGUUGUCCAGUGGUUACAAAGUGGUGGAAUGGCCCUUGGAAGCCAACUCGUUUGGAUCCCAGUACUUUCUUGGAAAAUAUCAUUCCCAGGUAUUGGAUGUGGAAACUUUAUCUAAUUCUGUCAGCCAGGCAUUAAUUGAUUUUGACAAGGCAGAGAAGGAUUCGAUAGAACACCUCCUGAAUCAACGUGAAUUAGUAGAUGAAGACGGAUUUACGUUGGUGGUGGGCCCUCAAAGAAAAACCAAGGCCGGUAUCUUGGGCCAGCAAAAACUGGCAAUUGCCAAAGCUGAAUCCCAGAAGGCACAAGCGAAGAUGAAGAAGAAGCAAAAGGAAGACUUUUAUAGGUUCCAGUUGAGAGAAAAGAAGAAGGAAGAGAUGAAUGAGUUAUUACGCAAGUUUAAAGCUGACCAGGAGAAGGUCAGAGCCAUGAGUGACAAGAAGAGAUUCAGACCCUAUUAG